AUGCUUAAGCCCCGCCCAAAGCUUCCUCACACGAAAUCAACUGUCAAAGCUUUCAAGCCCCAUUUGUCUCUUGGGAGUGUUCCACAGACUCCUUCCUCACGCCCUUUCGAUCCCCGCCAGCUGCUUGGCCACACUCCCACCUCCCCUAAGCUUCUCGCUGCCCUUGGAAGACUGGCCACUGCGAUUGAUACGGCGUUCCCUAAAGUGGAAGCCCAUGAGCACAAUGUCUGGUUUAGGUAUGUCGAUUUGGGUCUCUCGCUUGGUUUCCGACCUGUAGAUGGCUAUGUACCCGCAGAAGGUGCAGAAGUCGAUGACCUAGACAUGUCCAAACUCCAACUAGCCGAAGUAACCCUUUACAACUCUCACAAACUUCAACAGGAUCCCGCUUUCCCUUUUCUCCCACUCGUUAUUCCCCCUCCCCGCUCUGCAAGCCAGGCGACGACGCCGGCUGUGUCGCGCAGCAACAGCGUCAGCUCGAAUGCUUCAGGACGCUCGUAUGUCAGUAUGGACAGCAAGUGGCCCGCUCCGCCCUCUCUUACGCCUGUGUCGAGUCUAGGCAGCAGUGGAUUCGCUGGUGGUCUGACGUCAGGUCUCGCCGGCAUGUCCACUCUCGAUAGCGAUAGACCGUCCACUCCGGGCACGCCAGGCACGCCCGGAGGCGCUCUCCCUAGAGGUAGCGUGGAACUAACUGAGACAGCCAUGCUGCAGAAUUUCAUUAAAACACUAGGCGAUCCCGAGGAGUCUCUCGAGGAACCCACUCCAAGUAAUAGCAUUGUACAUGCUCCUCGCACGCAGAUCGUCAAGGUUUGGCCUAAAGUGGCUAUUAAAGCUCAGUUCGCCGCUCCUCCAGGCAGCGAUAUGGCCAGACAAUUUGACUCGCGUUGGCUCACUGUGAGUAUUUCUGAUGCUGAUGGUUUCGACGAAGAUCCACCAGCUAAGGAGAUAGUGGGAGAGAUGGAGUAG
Wallemia ichthyophaga EXF-994 is the source of this 963-nucleotide messenger RNA. RefSeq lists its product as uncharacterized. The record is from RefSeq and is a predicted model, not a curated record. The coding region runs from base 1 to 963 and encodes 320 amino acids. The transcript is spliced from 2 exons. NCBI's taxonomy places the organism in Eukaryota, Fungi, Basidiomycota, Wallemiomycetes, Wallemiales, Wallemiaceae.